This is a messenger RNA of Spodoptera frugiperda (fall armyworm), 1890 nucleotides long. Its product is annotated as poly(A) polymerase type 3-like. The transcript is spliced from 11 exons. Gene Ontology annotation, molecular function: poly(A) RNA polymerase activity; RNA binding. Bases 13 to 1647 code for a protein of 544 amino acids. Lineage: Eukaryota; Metazoa; Arthropoda; Insecta; Lepidoptera; Noctuidae. Gene Ontology annotation, cellular component: nucleus. The record is from RefSeq and is a predicted model, not a curated record.
GGUGCUACGCUGAUGUCGGAGGUGCGAACAAAUGAGCUAAAGGACGCGAUGUGUCCGUACGGAGCCUAUGAGUCGAAGUCAGAAGCGAGACAUCGGGAGGAUGUGGUUGCAACGCUAAGUCUGUUGGUGCGCCAGUGGACGAGGGAGGAAACCUUGAAGAAGGGCCACCCUGCUUACGUCGCCCACUUUGUUGGGGGACACGUUUGUCCAUUUGGCUCUUACAUGUUGCGAGUCCACCAUCGAUUCGCAAAGAUUGAUGCGUUGUGCGUCGCCCCGCAAUAUCUCGAGAGGAAAGAUUUCUUCACGUCGUUCUACGCGCUCCUGAAAUCACAGAAGAAAGUGCGGGAUCUAAGAGCUGCGGAGGAUGCCUUCGUGCCCAGUAUGAAGUUUACCUUCAAAGGAAUAAGGUUCAAUCUCCUGUACGCGAAACUCAAUCUCCCUCGAGUGAAAGUGUCACUCAACCUGCGGGACAAUGCUCUGCUCAAAGACAUGGACCCCAGGUGUCUGCGCUCGCUGAGCUGCUAUAGAGCCACGGAGGAGAUCCUGCGCCUCGUCCCCAAUCCUAACAACUUCAAGCGCACGCUGCGCGCCAUCAAACUGUGGGCCAAACGGCGAGGCGUCUACUCCAACAGUCUUGGCUUCCUGGACGGCGUGUCCCUGGCCAUGCUGGUGGCCUACACGUGCAUCCUGUAUCCUGAAGCCCACGCAGCCACACUGGUCCACAGAUUCUUCUGUGUCGUAGCGCAAUGGAAGUGGCCAGAGAUUGCUCGGCAGCGGCGCAUUGCACCUGAUACCGAAUUUCCCUUCUGGGACUCUUCUGUGAAUGUACCCGAAUUCUUUGGGAAGAUGCGAAUUGUUACGCCGAUAUUCCCCGAGUACGACAACUCGUUCAACAUGACUGAAUCUACCAGAAACAUUGUCAUGGAAGAAAUUGCAACUGGUCUGAUGGCAUCAGUGGAUAUUUUUUUGUACAAGAAUCGAUGGAGUCACCUGUUUGAGUGCAGCAACUUCUUCGACAAGUACAAGCAUUAUUUGGUACUGCUCGCCUUCUCCGCCACUCCGGAUGAUCAGCCAGCGUGGAGGGAACUGGUGGAAGCUAAAAUACCUAACUUCAUUCAAUGUCUGGACCGCAACCACAGAAUUCAUUUGGCACAUCUGAACCCCGUGUGCUACAACUCUGUGCCUCUAAACACUAACUACGGCCAGCCACAAGCCUUGCAGCCAGGUACACCAAUGCCGAAAAACACGGGAAUACAGAGAGAUGAAGACGGCGCAGUUGUGGCAAAUUGCUGUUCCAUGUGGUUUGUUGGGCUUACUUUCAAGAAAAAUCAAGCAGUCGAUCUCUCCUUUGAAUCAGACAAAUUCAGCAAGGUUAUCGACCGCGAGGCAAUAAAAUCCAAAUUACAGCAGGAGGGAAUUUUGGUUGAGAUUGACCAAGUGGAACGCGACCAGCUGUACCAGUACCUGUCAACUUCCCUGAUGCUGGACGAACCAAUUCCCAGCUCCGAGGGCCUUUCCGAAGACCUAUUCACAUCCCCGCAGACCACGAAACGGGCAGCAGAGAGCGACGAUUCCCCCGCACCCAAGAGACAGAGAAACAUUAGCACUUCUGAUAUUGAGAAUGAACUAAGUAAUGAUGAUUGCUGACGUAGAUAUUACCUUUAUUCCCUGUAGGGUAAUGUCUUUUUGUCAAUUAUGGGUCUUAUGUUAAAGGGGAUAAAGGAUAAACCAGUGUAUUUUUUUAGCAUAAGUGUAUGUAUAUGUAUUAUUGUAUGUGGUGUAGUAUGUAUAUGUAUUAUUUUAGUAUUGUAACAUAAUAAGAGAUAGGAAUUUUAACUUUUUUUGUAUAACUAUAUUACAAGUCUGACUAUGAUAUUAAAAAUUGUUUGC